Linderina pennispora is the source of this 345-nucleotide messenger RNA. RefSeq lists its product as uncharacterized. Lineage: Eukaryota; Fungi; Kickxellomycota; Kickxellomycetes; Kickxellales; Kickxellaceae. The coding region runs from base 1 to 345 and encodes 114 amino acids. The transcript has a single exon. The record is from RefSeq and is a predicted model, not a curated record.
AUGCAGAAAUUGUUGGGAAUUCAAAGACGGUACAGCUCUCUUGCAUCCAGGUGUUCGAGGAUAAAAUCAUUCGCAGGUUUCAACCAGGCCCAGCCCGAUAUCGAAUAUUUGCAAAGGCUUGCAAGAGGCCUGUACACAGGCUUGUGCAAUAACCAAACUCUAAACAACCCUCGGUACAAGGGAACAGGCCUUGUGACGGUUGAAGGAGAGCCUGAGGGUGUUAAUCCAUUUGCAGAGCGGAUAAGCAUGAAGGGCACGAUUGUUUCGGACUUGCUUGAGAUCAUGGAAAAAGCCUGGAGGGACUCGAUGAUGGUGGUUAAAGCACUGGCAGAUUCAGAUGCUUGA